Molecule: messenger RNA, 1040 nt
Organism: Cyprinus carpio (common carp)
Lineage: Eukaryota; Metazoa; Chordata; Actinopteri; Cypriniformes; Cyprinidae
Exons: 3
Coding region: 209-862 (217 amino acids)
Source: RefSeq, a predicted model, not a curated record
AUUUAAUAAUAUAAAAAGGCAGCUUCCACCCCUACAAGAGAUCCAGAUGAGAUGCAGGCAAAAUGGCAGAGUAUGAUAAAUCAUGUACAGGACAUACAUGAACACAGCACUCCUGCAUUUACCAGCUGCACACAUCCACCGUUAGAAGGAGAGGCAAGAAACAAGGAGUGGCUGGAACCAGGUACAACAUAGUAGCCUAUGUUAAAAGAUGUCAAAUGUUUUGAGGCUAAACUUUUUUCAGUGCUUGUUAAGUUUAGUUUGGUUUUAUCAAUACGUAACCCCAUGUGUACUAAUAAUUACUUGUGUUAUGAAAUGCGACAGACUAUAUGACAGAAUGUUUUAUUCAGGAUCACCAGCAGCCACUAAACUGGAGAGUGUAGCUGCCUGGAAAGCACUGGUAAAGGAUAUUCGACAAUUGUCACCUCAGCAUCAGACAUUCUCCCUGGAGGCCUACCAUUCCCUCAUUCUGCACUUUGCUCCCAAACACACUGGCUUUUCUUUUCUUGGGAUGUACAGCAGACUUCUCUUAGCGGCCCUACAUUUCAAUAAUAAUGGCAACAGAGAUGUAGCUCGAACCAGUGAGGGUGAGGCACGCUAUGCCGUUCACUACCCGCGGUUUCGGAAAGGUGGCUGGGUAGUCAGACCCAUCAAGGAGAAACCAUCUUACGGAUAUGCAACAAAUCUUAUGGUCUCUCUGGUAGAGGAAUACUGCAAGUCACCACAGGCCCUACAAGAAAGCAGUGCUGUCUUGUCCUCUGCUGCACCGCCCCCCUCACCUCUUCCCUCCAGAAGGUUUCCAAGGAUGAGGCAGUCAGCCUCCAUCUUGCACGACACUCACUUUUUAACAUGUAAUAAAAGAUAAAUUUUACCAGUACAGUUUGUUUCACUGUUGAUUUAUUAAUCGUCUUCCAAGCGGGGCCACUGGAAACCUUUGUAUGUUUGUCCCUCCUCUGCAAACUGCCUCCUUAUUGCUGACACAACACAUGAAGGUAUGGCUUUCCUAAUGUUCCUGCCUAGUAUCCCGUACGCCCAGCGGACAA